GGGGCUACAGGUCUCGGGCCCUCAGGCGGAGCAGCGGGCGCCGGACCCCCAGGCGGGGCUACAGGUCUCGGGCCCUCAGGCGGAGCGGUGGGCGCCGGACCCCCAGGCGGAGCGACAGGUCUCGGGCCCUCAGGCGGAGCGGCGGGCGCCGGACCCCCAGAUGGAGCGACAGGUCUCGGGCCCUCAGGCGAAGCGGCGGGCACCGAGUCACCAGGCACGACAGUGGGCACCGAGUUGUCUGGCAAGACUGCGGGCACCGAGUCGUCUGGCAAGACUGCGGGCACCGGGUCACCAGGUAUGACAGCGGGCUCUGAGUCAAUUGGCACAACAGCGGGCACUGGGUCAGGU
Staurois parvus is the source of this 348-nucleotide messenger RNA. NCBI's taxonomy places the organism in Eukaryota, Metazoa, Chordata, Amphibia, Anura, Ranidae. The record is from the annotation of a GenBank genome assembly.